Molecule: messenger RNA, 569 nt
Organism: Saccostrea echinata
Lineage: Eukaryota; Metazoa; Mollusca; Bivalvia; Ostreida; Ostreidae
Product: coadhesin-like
Exons: 4
Coding region: 3-530 (175 amino acids)
Source: RefSeq, a predicted model, not a curated record
UAAUGGAAAUUCACAUCAUUACAGAUGAUACCUUUUUGUCUUGGGGAGAAUGGACUUCUUGUAGUGUUACUUGUGGAAACGGUUCCCAACAAAGGUAUAGGGAGUGUGGCGGAUCCUGUUCUGGUUCGUCAUCCGAAUCAAGGACCUGUUAUCCACGCUCAUGUCCAGUGAAUGGUUUAUGGAGUUCUUGGGGUAGCUACAGCCCCUGUGAUAAAACGUGUACGCACGGCUGGAAAGUCAGAUUCAGGAAUUGCAGCAAUCCUCAACCGGCACACGGUGGUCUUUCUUGCAUCGGUGAUUCAUUGGAAGCUGUACGGUGUCCUGUCAAUGGUAAUUGGGGUCAUUGGGGUCACUUCCGGCCAUGUGACAUGUCAUGCGGUGGGGGGAUUCAUAUCCGAAUGAGAAGAUGUGACGACCCGCCUCCUUCUGAUGGAGGGCUUCAAUGUCCUGGUCAAUCAAUCCAAACCGAGGCAUGCAACACUCAGUCAUGUCCAGAUACCAGUCAACCAAUUGAUAGUGUGAUCGGAUAAUAUGUACCCGAGUAUUGUAACAUAUUAUAUAAUGAAAAG